This is a messenger RNA of Knipowitschia caucasica, 270 nucleotides long. The record is from the annotation of a GenBank genome assembly. NCBI's taxonomy places the organism in Eukaryota, Metazoa, Chordata, Actinopteri, Gobiiformes, Gobiidae.
AUGGUCUUGAACAUCACCAUAGAAGGCUGUUACCAUGGAAACCUAGAGUGGUUUUUACUUCAAAUGGUAGCCUCUGCCAUAUACUACGGUGCCGUGUGCUGGGCCCCGGGCAGCACAGAGCGGGACAGGAGCAGACUGAACAAGCUAGUCAGGAGGGCCAGCUCCACUCUGGGCUGCUCCCUGGACUCUGUGGAGGAGGUGAGGGACAGGAGGGUGCUAGCCAAAGCCACCUCCAUCAUGAACAACACCUCCCACUGCACAGGACUGUAG